AUGCGUUAUAUUGCGAGCAUUGAAACGACGUGUCCGGAAAAGAAAGCAUGGCAGGUGACACAUCCGUCCUACACGGCAAUGAAAGGAUUCAUUGCAGUCAGUAAACCAUUAUUCCAUAUCUAUCUAUCUAUCUAUCUAUCUAUCUAUCAUAGUUUAUUCAAUAUCUAUUUGUUUAUCUAUCAUAGUUUUUUCCCAUAUCUAUCUAUCUAUCUAUCUAUCUUAGUUUAUUCAAUAUCUAUCAUAGUUUAUUCAAUAUCUAUCUAUCUAUCUAUCUAUCUAUCUAUCUAUCUAUCUAUCUAUCUAUCUAUCAUAGUUUAUUCAAUAUCUAUUUGUUUAUCUAUCAUAGUUUUUCCCAUAUCUAUCUAUCUAUCUAUCUAUCUAUCUAUCUAUCUAUCUAUAUUUUUUCCCAUAUCUAUCUAUCUAUCUAUCUAUCUAUCUAUCUAUCUAUCUAUCUGA
This is a messenger RNA of Acanthosepion pharaonis, 456 nucleotides long. The record is from the annotation of a GenBank genome assembly. NCBI's taxonomy places the organism in Eukaryota, Metazoa, Mollusca, Cephalopoda, Sepiida, Sepiidae.